Molecule: messenger RNA, 450 nt
Organism: Mollisia scopiformis
Lineage: Eukaryota; Fungi; Ascomycota; Leotiomycetes; Helotiales; Mollisiaceae
Exons: 1
Coding region: 1-450 (149 amino acids)
Molecular function (GO): protein binding
Source: RefSeq, a predicted model, not a curated record
AUGUCUUCGCUUUCGCGCAACAACUCCAACCCAACCGCCAACGAAACCUCCGGCGUAACCACCCAAGACCUUCAGCUCCAGCCCAACCAAAUCGAAGAAAUCCCAAAGAAAACCCCACCAAGCCUCUCCGCCCUCCCCUCCGAACUCCACCUCAACAUCGCCAAAUACCUCGACCUGGCCUCAUCCACCUGCCUAGCCCUAGCCAACCGGAAAUUCUACCAAAUCUACCGCCCCGAACCCACAAUCGUCAAUCUUCGCGAGGAAUCCGGCAAUGGCAUUCGGCUUUCGGUUCUCCUCGAGGGCUUUCAUGAGGGGAUGCUCUAUUCUGGCUUCUUCAAUAAGUUUGUUUCUAGGGAGAGGUGGAGACAGUUUGAUCGCUUGAGAUAUAGUGCGGAGAUGAAGAGUGAGAGGAGGAGGAAUGGUAGGGUGGGUUGGGAGUCGUGGCAUUGA